Messenger RNA from Symbiodinium natans, 1293 nucleotides. The record is from the annotation of a GenBank genome assembly. NCBI's taxonomy places the organism in Eukaryota, Dinophyceae, Suessiales, Symbiodiniaceae.
AUGUGGAGGGACUACAAGGCAACCGGUUCUCGGAGCCGGCCUGAGAAACAUGUGGUUCAGACGACUUCGGACCAGGACCUUUUGCACCUGGACCCUGCUUACAGGCUCGACGGCAAGGACCUGCAGGCAGCGCGGUGGCACGCUCACAGAGAGGGCGUGGUCAGGCUGUCCCGGCUGAUUUCGGCAGCCGGGCGUUGCGGUGGCUGGAGGGAGGCCUUGUCUGUGCUGGAAGGUCAAGCCUACGCCAGCGUUCGAAGGGAUGCCUGUAGUUUCACUUCAGCGAUGCAGCCUUGCGUGGUUGCAAUCGGCGGUGAUCACCCGCAAAAUUUUUCAGAGGUGCAAGAACUUCAGUGGACAGCCGCGCUGGCCACGGAUCUGUCGAUGCGGCAGGCCGGCAUUAUGCCGGACUCCAUCGCCGCCAACACCCUCAUCAACGCCGGAUCUCAGUUUGGCAACUGGCCCUUCGCCCUCAACAUUGUCGAGUCCUUGUGUGAGACACACGGAGCUUUGGAAGACCGUCGCGUUCUUGGCCUAGAGCUUCCCGAGCCGGGUUUGGACCGCGCGACCUUUAACUCGGCCAUCACUGCGUGUCUCGACGGUCAGAUCUGGGGCUGGGCCCUCUGGAUGUUCCGGAGCCUGGCGGAGCUGAGUCUCGAGUCGGACCACAUCACUUUCACUGGAGCCGCCUGCGCAUGUGCCAUCGGCGGGGCCUGGGCAGGGAGCUUGGAGCUGCUGGCGCGGCUGCCGCCCCACGAAGGCAAGUCGGGUGGCAGGCUCGCGGAGCUGACCAGGAACCUGCCAGAAGUGCAGCGUCUCCGGAAACGGCGCGCCAGCAAGCCGAAUGAGAGGACUGGCCGCGUGAAUGCUCUCGAGACCGUGGCCAUCAACAAAGCCUACGCCAAGCUGGCAGAGCACAGGCCUCCAACAACACAGAGGAGGAAGGUACUCGACAGGACCUCUGGGUUGCUGGACGCCGCGCUGCAGAGCUGCGCAGAGGAAGGGCUACGACUCUCUCUGUUGAAAAAAAAAAGAAAGUUUAAGGGUCCCCUAUCCGGUGCCUUUUGGAGAAGCCUGCGCCCCAAGCACUUAGCUAGGACAACCCUCCCCUUUCAGCACGUAACGCUUGUCCCAAGGUCCCGUAAACGUGAUAGUGGCGAUCGAGCUGCCAGCAGGAUCUGGGAGCCCAAGUGGAGCAACCCCCCUUUUCCCCUUUCCGGUAUCCUUAGAAGUCAUUCUGUGGUUUGUCAUUGGCCAUACCGAAGAGGAAGCCAACCAGAGAUCUUUAUCUUCUGA